ACAAUAAAGAGGAAGAGACAAAACUAAAUAAUGCCGUUGAACAAGAAAACAUUAAUUUAAUUGUAGCCAAGAUUUUUAAAAAGAAUCUUGAGAUCCAAACUGAAAUUGAUACACAAAAUCAAUUAGCAGGUGCCUUACAAACUGUGAUCAAAAAAGCAAACCCUAUGUAUGUUCAACUACUUGAUAUUACUGAUCUUCACCAGACAGAAAAUCUGAAGAAACAUUCUGUUAAUGUUCUGAAAUAUUUAUGGAAUAGAGGCAAGUUGAAGAAAAUUGAAUUGGAAACUGGUGCACAAAUUGUCACUCCAAGGAUUGCAGCAGCAUCAUCAACAGAAACGAAUGCAAAAUCUCAGUCAACAACUCCAACAAAAUUAUGA
This is a messenger RNA of Entrophospora candida, 377 nucleotides long. NCBI's taxonomy places the organism in Eukaryota, Fungi, Glomeromycota, Glomeromycetes, Entrophosporales, Entrophosporaceae. The record is from the annotation of a GenBank genome assembly.